This is a messenger RNA of Candidula unifasciata, 354 nucleotides long. NCBI's taxonomy places the organism in Eukaryota, Metazoa, Mollusca, Gastropoda, Stylommatophora, Geomitridae. The record is from the annotation of a GenBank genome assembly.
GUUCCCUCGGCGGCCUCUGCGACUGUAGCAUCAUCCAGGUUGAGCGAGAAGGCUUGGCUCGUGGCCAGGUGGUAUAAUUUUGACAUGAUGUUUAUGAAGCCUCUGUUGACCAACUGCAGACCUACACUCCUGGAGACAAUGCCCAGAUGCUGUAUGCCAUUUGCUAAAAUCUUUACCACGGAGGAACAGAUAACUCAGGGGGAGGUCCACUUUGACGAUGACUCUGACACGGACAACAUCCUGGGUCAGGGGAAUAAUUCCAUCAGCGAGGAUUACAGUAUUAGCGGAGAAGCUGGAGGGCGAGGAAACCUCGAUCAGCAGCCUUCACACUGGACACCCAAAGAACCGCUACAG